AUGAGUCUUCCAAUUGCAAUGCUUUUGUUGAUCAUUACGGUGGCUGCUUUUGCAGAAGAUCCGCCCGUGAAUCAAGGAAAGGAAUUCGUGGAUUUUGAGGAUACUGACGAUGUGGCCAAGACUGCAUCCAAAGGAGUUACUAAUGUUCCAAUCAUCACAGCCACGCCGAUUUUAAUUGAAGGCUCUUUAAGUACAAGUAAAUCUAGCACAGAAGGAUUACCAACAACGAUUUCCACAACAGGGGCUCCAACAACUACCCACUCUUCAACGUCUGCUACAACAACAACUGAUUCCAGCACUGCUCAUUCAACCACUAAUGAGUCCACCACUGAUGAUUCCACCACUAAUGAUUCCACCACUGAAGAAUCUAACACAACCGAUUCUGCGACCGAUUCUUCAACCACAGCUCUAGAAACAACAGAUUCCACCACAUCUUCAACAACAACGAAAUCCACAACUUCUCCAUCGACCACUGAUUCCACUACAAACGAUUCAACUGAAACCACAACUGUUCCGACCACAUCUUCUCCAACACCUGGCUCCAAUCCAACUUCUUCAUCGUCAACUGAUUCUACCAAGAGCGAUUUUAAGACCAAAGAUAUUACGGCAUCGGCUGAUUCCAUCACCACAUCGCUUGAGAAGUCGAGACUACGAUCGAGAUUGUCUUUACCAACAAAACAUUCCACAACAAUUGGUUCAACAACAGAUAGCACCUCAACUCCAGUUUCUCCAACCACUGAACAACCAACAGAAGAAGAAAGGAUUCUUGCACUUCGGGCUCAAAAUUCUGAAGCCCUCGCUCUGUUCAAUACCCAGCUUGAUGCUGUCAGCAGAAUUAACUGGAAAAUAGACGCAGAGCUGGACAACCAGGCGGAGUACCUUGCCUCAAUUGAAGCCAUCGAGAAGCUGCUCCAAAUUCAGGCACAGGAGCUUUUGCCGUGGGAAGCGGAACUUCUUCGAGGCGUCGUCACCUCUAUUCAGAAGAUAGACCUAUUUGCCAACCGAUCAAUCGAAACCGUAUCAGAGUUGGUUAGACUCCAAGAGCUGAAUCAGGACCGUGUGAGGAACCUCGGGGUCAAACUAAACGUUACGCAAGGACUAAUCCUGCGCAGCGCAAAGGGAUUGGAUGACAGACUCAACUUUGUAAACCAACUUCUUCUUAGAUAUAUCGAGCCUAAAGUGAAUAGCUUAAGGGAUUCGGUUGCUAGUCUGAACAUAUCGCAAGUAUAUUCUGAAAUUGAACUGAAGAACGUUCCAGAGGUUAGAAAUCUUACGGAAACAUCCAUCACAAAACUGUCAGCCUUGAAAAGCCAAUUGGCUAUGUUCAACCAGACCCAAGGGAAUAGAUUUUACUCCUUGGAAGAAUCUAUUAAGGCCUGGAUCCCCACUAAUUUCAAUGCGAUCCGUGAUCUAGCUCACACUUUAAGCAUUUCUCAAAAGCGCACCGAUUUGGCAAUUGCCAUUGGCGGAUCCCCCGACUCUAAUGCCAAUAAGGGCAUUGAAGAUAUCAACCAAAGUAGGAAAACUACAAGCCCACAGAUCUCAGGUGGCGAGUAUGAGGCUUUGGAGUCUUCAUGGAAGGUUGUGGCACCAGUAAAAAUAAACUAG
Molecule: messenger RNA, 1608 nt
Organism: Drosophila erecta
Lineage: Eukaryota; Metazoa; Arthropoda; Insecta; Diptera; Drosophilidae
Product: agglutinin-like protein 5
Exons: 1
Coding region: 1-1608 (535 amino acids)
Source: RefSeq, a predicted model, not a curated record